GAGUAUGUGUGUGUGAGUGUGCCUUUGCCAAGUGCAGGCAAAAAAGUUGUUUAACUAACCAAAAGAAAAAGUUUGAAAAGUGUCAAGCUAAGCGGUGCGGCCAAUAACCUAACGACAACAACCACAACAACUGAAACAGCAAUUGCAACAACAGCAACAGCAACAGCAACAACAUUUUUGCCAAGGCAUGCAAUGGCGACCCCGUGCACCGGCCAGCCUGCGGUUUAAUUACCGUUAUCCUUGCAACAGCAGCAGUAGCUAAAUAAGCGGCACUCAAGUCUUUGGAUUACGAUUACGCGUUGCACCGAAAGCAAAAGGACGAAACUCCAGCGACUGUGGUAAAAAUAGAGAGUGCGAGAGAGAGAGAGAGAGAGAGAGAGCGAGAGAGAGAGAGAGGGGCUAAGAGGAAUCAAAGUCGCGUCGGCAGGUGAACAUUCCAAUUGGCAAAAGGCAAAGCAGCUAAUUGGCACAGCCUGACAGCCCGAACAACAACAACAACACACAAAGCAAAACAGGCCAUUUGUAGCUGCAGCGAGGCUGGCUCAAAUCCGUUCAAAAUGUGCAAAAGGCAGCUGCAAUAGACAGUGGCGAUAACUGGCAACAGAGCGGAAUAGAGUCCAAGGAUUGGCAAACAAACCAAGCAAAUCCCAAGCAGAACCCUCCUAACCCCACUCGCCCCACAGUCAGCAUGCCAUCAAUUGCCAACAUCAGCAUCAGCUCUAGCGCCAGGAUGACAACAGCAGCGACGUCAUCGUCGGCCAUGUCGACGACAAUGGUCAGCUUCCUGCCCGGCAACGAUGUGCGCCUUAGUUACAUUGUAAAUCAAGUCGCAUCCGCAGCCGGUGUUGGCGUCGAUGCAGGAACUGGAGCUGUUGCCUCUUCCUCCUCCUCAUCCUCCUCCUCCACGCCCGCAUUGCCCACGUUUAGUCCGCCGCGCAUUGCGAGCUUGGUGGCCAGCUCGGCGGAGGAUUUGAGCAGCUUUGGCGAUGUGACAUUCGACAUCUUCGAUGAUGAUGACGAUUUGUUUGGCUCGCCGAUGGCCUUCGAUGCCAGCGAACAGGGUUUGUGGAACGGACGCUUUGUGCCCCCACCACCACGUCCGCCCUUCUUUGUGGAUGAGCCCGUGCUGAGCGAUGGCCUAACCACAUGUGAUUUAUGCUCCUGGGCCAUGCCCACUAAAAGCACAUUCAUGUUCGAGGGCACGAUAGAGAAAGCCAACGAACUGGGCUGGCCGCUGACGUUGAUCAUUGUGUCCGUGCUGUCGGCGCUUCUCGGCGCCAUCAUCAUGAUUGCUGUGGUGCGUUGCCGUCGCAAAAAGUCCUCGAACAAUCGUAAUGACACACAUGUGCAAUGGUGGUCACGCAACAAACGCGCUCACGGCAAUGGAGCGGGUCAAGGCAGCACUAGCGGUGGUGCACCCAUUGCCGGUGGCAGCAAUGGUGCUCACAUCAACAACAACAACAACAAUCAUCUGAGACGUAGCAAUAUUUAUACAGCGCAUCCAGCGGACAGCAUACGCGGCCUGCAACCGCUGCCGUUGCCGCUGCCACCGCCUACAGGUAUAGCUGCCACAAUGUUGUCCGUGUCGCCAGCGUCAAGCCAACAUCUGCAGCUGCAACAGCAGGCGCCACACUAUUUCCAUCCAUAUCAUCAUCAUCAUCACGCACCACCGCCGCCGUUGCCGCAUUAUCCGCAUGAUUGCGAUGAGGAUGCCGCAUACGAGGAGCCCGAGUACCAUCAGCCGCAGCAACUGCAGCAGUUGCACAGCAACUCAAACUCAAAUUCGAACUCUUUGUCGUCGGUCGCGUCUUUACCAGCGCCUACUGAGGCAACCACUAGCCACUGGCCGCAGGCCAGCACCACUCUGGUGGUCGCCAGCUGAGAACCGGCUGAGAGCUGCGUCUGGGCGCGUCAACGUAGACGCAGCCUGAGCAGCGGCUGGAUCUGGCAGUGACAUGUUACUGGGCAACGGCAAAGGCAACGGCAACGGAAACGGAACGGACAGCGGCAACAUGUUGCAGCAACAUUUGCGGUAACUUUAGCUGCUUAAAAUGCGGCGCACAAAUUCUGGUGGAGAUCAUAAAAAGGAUUACACGUAACAUUUUGUGAAGUUGACUUUUUUUGCUGCCAGCGAAGCAGUCCAUAAGCGUCGAAGGAUUCACUUUAGUGUCUGACUGCCUGCCACUCGUUCCAUGUGUGUGUGUGUGUGUGAAUGGUUAUGUGGUUGUGAGUAUGUGUGUUGUGUCUGUGUCUGCAAUUGGGAAAAACCGAAACGAAUUUAGUGUCACUUCCACUUCCGUUGUGCAAACUAUCGAAUCAGCAACAACAAAAGCAAAAACGAACUCAGACAGACGAGGAGGAGCAGGGUAGGAGAACGUGGCUUUUGGGGGAGGGAGAACCUGUGCUGAUGUCGGGUUAUGUGGCAGCAUGCUUUUUACAUGCCCUGCACGUUUUAUCCUUUAUUGCCGUUCGGCAUUAGUACAGGGAUUUUGUCAGAUUAAAGCAAAUAAAGGGCGUGCUUUUUGUUUCCAGCUUUUGUAACUGGCAACUGCCGACUUUGCCGAUGAUGCCACAAGUUUAAAUCGUUGUUAAAGUGUAUGUGUAUGUGUUUGUGUAAAUGUUAGUGUGAGUGUGAUUGUGAGGUUGAGUGUUUGCAAGUGUGUGUAUAUUUCAUAUCCUACAAAUCUGACAGUAAAUGACACUAGGUACAUUGCCUAUACAGAAAAUUAAGCCAGAAAACUUUGCGUUCCACAGUUGAAUCUAUGCCAGAUUCUAGCUGCUAUAUUUGUAACUAUCUGUAUAAUAUUGUUUUUUUUUAAGACGCGUUUUUACUUUACUGUGAUGAAGCCUUGUAGUGGGCACAGGGUAUUUAUAAGUCGUACAAGCGAAAUUUAGAUGGUUUAACUUUUUUUUUUUUUUUUUUGUCUAAAUAGA
Drosophila grimshawi is the source of this 2934-nucleotide messenger RNA. RefSeq lists its product as uncharacterized. The record is from RefSeq and is a predicted model, not a curated record. The transcript is spliced from 4 exons. Lineage: Eukaryota; Metazoa; Arthropoda; Insecta; Diptera; Drosophilidae. The coding region runs from base 689 to 1882 and encodes 397 amino acids.